UCCUUCCAUUUUUCUCUGCAACUCUCUUCCUCCCAUGAAAUGUCUCCAGCACCAACACUCUCUUUCUCUUCCAUUUCGUCAUCCAUCUCCACUUUCAGAAGAACCCCAACUUUCUCAUUGACGCCCAAUUCAAUUCUCAUUUCAACCCAUCUCAAAAUCAUGAACAUAGCUUCUUCUUCACAAUCACAAUCACAACCCAGAUCAGUGUUUGUUGUACCAAGCUUAGAUCCUGUGGAGACUGAUAAAACCACUGAUGAUACAUUUAGAAGAUACUACUCAAAUUGUAAUGUGACGAAAAGGAAGGGGGGCAACGGGGUUUCAAUUGUUUGGUUUAGAAAUGAUUUGAGGGUUUUGGAUAAUGAAGCUCUCUAUAGAGCUUGGAUGUCUUCUCAAUCCGUUCUGCCUGUUUAUUUUAUUGAUCCCAGGAAUUUUGGCACGACACAUUACUUUGGGUUUCCUAAGACUGGAGCUUCAAGGGCACAAUUUCUGAUUGAAUGCUUAGCUGACUUGAGAAAGAAUUUGAUGAAGCGAGGUUUGAAUUUGGUUAUACGACAUGGAAAACCCGAAGAUAUCCUCCCUUCAAUUGCAAAAGCUGUUGGAGCUCACACAAUUUAUGCCCAUAAAGAAUCUUGUAGUGAGGAGUUGCUCGUGGAAAGACUUGUCAAGAAAGGGUUGCAAAGACUAUCUCUAAAAUCAGAGGGAUCCACACCCACCAGUCGAAAUCCUACAAAUGUGAAGCUUGAGCUUAUUUGGGGAAGCACUAUGUACCAUAUUGAUGAUCUCCCAUUUAAUAUGAGUAGUUUGCCAGACAUAUAUACCCAAUUUCGUAAGUCUAUUGAAUCCAAAUGUGCAAUUCGUGGCUGCUUUAAACUUCCAGCGUCAAUCGGGCCACUUCCCAGCAAUGAUCUUGGAAAAAUUGGGGGAUGGGGAGAUGUACCUUCGCUUGACCAGCUUCGUGUCGUUCAUGUAGAGGCAAAAAAAGGAAUGUACUUUGUUGGUGGUGAAAGUGCAGCUCUGGGCAGAGUGUACGAGUACUUUUGGAAGAAGGAUUUGCUCAAGGUGUACAAGCAUACAAGGAAUGGUAUGCUAGGUCCUGAUUACUCAACAAAAUUCUCUCCAUGGCUUGCUUUUGGGAACGUCUCUCCACGUUUUCUCUAUGAAGAAGUAAAGAGAUAUGAGAAGGAUAGGCUAGCAAAUGAUUCAACAUAUUGGGUACUGUUUGAAUUGAUAUGGAGGGACUAUUUCAGAUUCAUUUCAAUAAAAUAUGGAAAUUCGAUCUUCCAUUUAGGUUGCAAAUUGUAUAUCAUUUGUGUCAUUAACUGUAUCUUUUACAAACAUAUAUUCGUGGGAAUAUAUUCAGGUGGACCGAGAGAAGUAGAGGCUAGGUGGAGCCAAGAUCUCAGUCUCUUCGAAUCUUGGAGAGACGGCCGUACAGGGUAUCCUCUUAUAGACGCUAAUAUGAAAGAACUGUCAACAACCGGUUUCAUGUCAAACCGAGGACGGCAGAUAGUUUGCUCGUUUCUUGUUAGAGAUAUGGGAAUUGAUUGGCGUAUGGGUGCCGAGUGGUUUGAAACUUGCCUCUUGGAUUAUGACCCAUGUUCAAAUUAUGGGAACUGGACAUACGGUGCAGGUGUUGGUAAUGAUCCAAGAGAAGAUCGAUACUUCAGCAUCCCCAAGCAAGCCCAGAAUUAUGAUCCAGAGGGCGAAUACGUCGCAUACUGGUUACCAGAAUUGAGAAAACUUCCAAAGGAUAAAAGGAAUUUUCCACAUGAGAAGUCUUAUAUCAAACAAAUUGUACCUCUGAAAUUUAGCAAGCCAAAUCAUGGUUAUGGUCAUGCAAAACCCACUCCAAGAAGAAAAUGAUGUAAUUCCGAAUGAACCAUUUUUCGUUAAAAAAAAACAUUUUAUUGAGUGUUCAUAAUAUAAUAAUAGGAAAACAUGCAGCUGGUCAUAUAAGUUUGCACUUACAAAGAACAAUGAACAGUUUUUCUCAUCGGAAGCUCUUGGAAAAAUCCGAGAUAUGUCAAGUCAAUCAUUAGCCAGAUGGAAUAAUGUGAGCCACAUAUUCAUGUGAUAUAUAUCUGGAUAUGGUACCCUGUCAUUUCACUUGGUGCAUAUGAGUACACCACUACACAGCUUAUUUUCAUUUUUAGAUUGAGAAAUCGGUCAGUCAUGCUUCUGCAGUUCCACCACCACCACCACCACCACGGCAACAAUAAAAUUGGUUCUUCCACAUUCAAUGAUAUAGUUUUCACCAAAAGAAAAAGCAAGUCUUUGAUAUUCCUCCAGCCUCUAAAUGCUGUUGAGAAUGAUUCUGAAUUCGAAUUGGAUAGGAAGAAGAAGGCGCGAGAGGCUCUAAAACAGCUUGACAACCAGCUUCAAAGCCUCACCACCACUACUCCACCCAACAUUAGGAGGGUCUCCUCCUCUCCGCCGAAAAACUUGGAUUCAAAGGCCGACAUAGAUAGAGAUAUGAUGAGGGAAGCACCGCCGGAGUAUUCUGAUUCUUUUUUUGCGUACUCGGCGUUUGCUCUCCUGUUUAUCUCAGUUUUCUACAAUAUAUUAUUCCUCACAGUUAUUAAACCAUCUAUUGAUGGACCAGCACCAUCUGCAUAUACUUAUAUUAACACUAAUCAAUCUGUAAAAGAAGCUCCAAGUGAGAAUGGAGCAGUUUCACCCUCACAGUAAAUUGGUCCGAUCGACUGACAAGGGAUAGAUUCACCCUCACAGUAAAUUGGUGAGAGCCUCUUCUUUCUUGCAACUUUUGUCCCAACAAUCGUUAUAUAUCGCUUUGAAUAAUCAUACUUAGUAUGGGUCACAACCAAUAAAUUUA
Papaver somniferum (opium poppy) is the source of this 2833-nucleotide messenger RNA. RefSeq names its product cryptochrome DASH, chloroplastic/mitochondrial-like. Gene Ontology annotation, biological process: photoreactive repair. NCBI's taxonomy places the organism in Eukaryota, Viridiplantae, Streptophyta, Magnoliopsida, Ranunculales, Papaveraceae. The record is from RefSeq and is a predicted model, not a curated record. Gene Ontology annotation, molecular function: DNA photolyase activity; FAD binding; DNA binding. Bases 40 to 1863 code for a protein of 607 amino acids. The transcript is spliced from 13 exons.